This is a messenger RNA of Bufo bufo (common toad), 934 nucleotides long. Its product is annotated as rho GDP-dissociation inhibitor 2-like. Gene Ontology annotation, cellular component: cytosol; membrane; cytoplasm. The record is from RefSeq and is a predicted model, not a curated record. The coding region runs from base 142 to 741 and encodes 199 amino acids. The transcript has 6 exons. Gene Ontology annotation, biological process: Rho protein signal transduction. NCBI's taxonomy places the organism in Eukaryota, Metazoa, Chordata, Amphibia, Anura, Bufonidae. Gene Ontology annotation, molecular function: protein binding; Rho GDP-dissociation inhibitor activity.
CACACCUCCUAUGAGACAGUCCAGGCCCCAGCUCAUUGGCUGUGAAGUGCACAGGGCUUGGCCACCCCAGAGCUGAGCCUCAAACUUUCAGGACUUCCACCCUGAGCACCGCCUGACACUGAGAAGUUACAAUCAGACAUCAUGGCUGACAAAGAUGGAAUUAAACCCGUUGAAGAUGAUGUAGACGAUGAAACCGACCUGAACUAUAAGGCCCCGGAGAAGAAAUCUCUGCAGGAGAUCCAGGAACUGGACAAAGACGACGAAAGUCUCAUCAAAUACAAGCAGGCCUUGCUGGGGAACCUGCCGGCCGCAGUGGACCAUAGUGCCCCCAACGUGCAGGUGACGCAGAUGGCUUUGAUAUGCGAUGAAGCCCCCGCGCCCAUCACUAUGGACUUAACAGGCAACGUAGCUGCACUUAAGGAAUCGACCUUUGUAUUGAAAGAGGGUGUGUGCUACAAGGUUAAAAUUACCUUUAAGGUGAACAAGGACAUCGUUUCUGGGUUGAAAUAUAUACAGCACACCUUCCGGAAAGGAAUCAGAGUUGAUAAGGAAACGCACAUGGUGGGGAGUUAUGGACCUCGUGCUGAGACUUAUGAAUUCCAAACGCCACUAGAAGAAGCCCCCAAAGGAAUGAUGGUCCGGGGGAGCUACCACGUAAAAUCCUUAUUCACAGACGACGACAAAACCGAACACUUGGCCUGGGAGUGGAACCUCAAUAUAAAGAAGGAAUGGAAGGAAUAGAGGACAGGAGACCCUCCUCGGUGUAAUCAUAAUCUAAUUAGAGGGCGAAUGAUACCGCAUAUUAAAAAUUGUACAAGACAUAUCAUGGUUUCUACAUCUGUUUUCUAUAGUUACUUGUAGUUUCUAAGGAAAGAAUAUACAAACCUGUAAAGACAGUAUUUAAUAAAAAGAUCGAUCUUUAACAAAAAAAAAA